AGUUCCUUUCGGACUGUUGGAAAAGGCGGACGUUCUCAAAAGAAAAACAUUCUCUCUCACUGGACAACUUCUUGUGUCUAAUCCAUUGGAAGUUAAUAAAUCAUUUGAGCUUGAUGGAUGUCCUAUUUGCUUCUCAAUUUAAUGAACAGAAACUCAUCCACAAGUGAUCCCCUAAGGGUAAUAUGUCAGUGACUCUUCUUGUGUGACAAAGUGAAUUAUUUUUUUUGUAUAGUUGGUAUUGAAUUAAUAAUCCGAGAAAAAAAAAGAAUUAUCAAUCAAUCUUGAGCAACAGAUAUAUUUAUGUCUAAUAAAAUUUUAAUAUUAUUGAUGAGCUUUUGGAGGAACAGUGAAAGGUGAAGUGUUUGUGAUGGUUCCUGAUUUAAUUUUUCAUGUAACAAUCUUUCAACGAGAAGUGAAAAGGAGGAUAGUUUUCCUUUUCAACGUGAAGAAUUAUCGAGAUAAAAAACAUAGACACUCAACUUAAAUUGCUUUCUUAUGUGAUCGGAAGGAAGAAAGUUCCAAUGAUGGGCUGCAUUGCAAAACCCAUAAAAUCCAUCAAAUUGGAUACAAUAUAUUUAGCGAAAAUAUAAGAUUUCAAAAUGCAUGCACAAAUGUGAGAGGAAGAGUGAACAUGGAAAUGCAAUCUAAUAUAACAUCAACGGAUGCCACCACGGUGGAUAAUAUUACUGUGACUGUGAUAUUUUACACACCAACUGUCAAUGAGAGUGUGCAGAUAAAUGAAACGUCGUUAGUGGCAAUGCAGACACCAUCCUGGCUAUCUGCUGGUCGGAUACAAAUACCACUAUAUGCGAUAAUUUUUCUUCUUGCCGUGAUUGGAAAUUCACUCGUUAUCCUAACUCUUGUGCAAAAUAAGCGUAUGAGGACAAUUACCAAUGUUUUCCUCCUCAACUUGGCCGUAUCGGACCUCCUACUUGGUGUACUCUGCAUGCCAUUCACGCUGGUUGGCACUUUGCUGCGUAAUUUCGUCUUUGGUGAACUCAUGUGUAAAUUCCUGCCAUUCCUGCAAGCUGCUUCAGUGGCCGUUUCCGCUUGGACCUUAGUCGUGAUAUCUGUUGAAAGGUAUUACGCUAUUUGUCAUCCCUUGCGAUCGAGACGUUGGCAAACUCUCAGUCAUUCGUAUAAACUGAUUGCCGCCAUUUGGUGUGGAGGUCUCGUGUUUAUGUCACCUAUUGCAUUCUUCAGUCGUCUUAUACCCAUAAGUCAAGGUCAUCACAAAUGUCGGGAGCACUGGCCAGACGAUGCAAAGGACUACGAAAGAAUGUAUAAUUUAUUCCUAGAUGUAUUUCUAUUUGUGCUUCCAUUAUUCGUGCUUGGCAUUACGUAUUCCCUAAUUACCCGAACACUAUGGCGGGGAAUGCGAACCGAGAAGAACCUCAAAAAUAAUCAAAAUUCGGAAAACCAAUCCACAAAUAACCUUGUGGAAGUGUACAUAGAUUCACAAGGCACUCCAGCAAGUAGAUGUCCAUCGAAUUGUCGCUACCAGUCAAGCAGAGAUAGCGUAUCAUGGACACAAUUGCGAAAUCACUGGAGUCAAGAAUCCACUCGUUCUCGUGCUGCCAUUGGGUCUGUGAGAAAAUAUGCCCCAGGAUUGCGAAGGUCAAAUGCAGAGAAGAGCUUACUUAACAAGAAACGUGUGAUUCAGAUGCUAUUCGUGGUUGUAUUGGAAUUUUUUAUAUGCUGGACCCCACUAUAUGUAAUCAAUACGAUGGUGCUAUUUGAACCGGGUAUUGUCUACACCAACCUCACGUCUACAGAGAUUAGCUUCUUUCAUCUACUGGCUUAUACGUCCAGUUGCUGCAAUCCAAUCACCUAUUGUUUCAUGAACCGUGGCUUCCGAAAAGCCUUCCUCAAUCUCUUCCGCUGCUUCAAAAGGCUACGUGAACCACGCAGAAUCAGCCUCGGCGGUGGAAUUGGCCUAGGCGGUGGGGGUUUAGGUGGUGGCGAUCAACGCAGCGAAGCAGAAACAACGAAGCUCCAUAACAAUCAUCGUCUGUGUACAGAUAGCUCCUACUGAAACUAAAUAUCCUUUCAAUGUUCUUCAUUAUGCUGUAAAAAAGUACGUACACUUUUAAAUUGACUAUCAUUAAAUUUGUUAUUGAUAAGAUUUCAUUUUGGUUAAUUCGGUGAUUUUUAAAAUGAGCUUCCACUUUGGAGAUUUUGGUCCUACUUAUAUAUAUUUCUCUUAUUACCUAUAAUAAUAUUAACUUUAAUAAAACAAAGAUAAAGUAAUUUAAAAAAAAAUUCAACAUUGUAUAAAUAUAAACAAAAAUGGAACAUUCUUCUACAAAAUAGAAUUUUCUCCAGAUCAA
Lutzomyia longipalpis is the source of this 2330-nucleotide messenger RNA. RefSeq names its product cholecystokinin receptor type A-like. The record is from RefSeq and is a predicted model, not a curated record. Lineage: Eukaryota; Metazoa; Arthropoda; Insecta; Diptera; Psychodidae. Bases 632 to 2035 code for a protein of 467 amino acids. Gene Ontology annotation, molecular function: neuropeptide receptor activity; gastrin receptor activity. The transcript is spliced from 6 exons. Gene Ontology annotation, cellular component: membrane. Gene Ontology annotation, biological process: neuropeptide signaling pathway.